Molecule: messenger RNA, 330 nt
Organism: Paramecium sonneborni
Lineage: Eukaryota; Ciliophora; Oligohymenophorea; Peniculida; Parameciidae
Source: the annotation of a GenBank genome assembly
AAUAGAUUGAAUUAAAAUUUAGACAAUCAAAAUAAGUAUAUGCAUUUCCUCAAAUGCAUUGUGAAGAAACGUUUUUAGAUUUUCAAAAUAUUUCAGAGCAUUUCACAGAUAAUGCGAUAUUAAAAUCUAUAUUUAUUCAAUAACCAAAACCUUAUUAACAAAAUUAAGACUACUAAACCAAAAAAAAUACGAUCUUAAAGAUUUAGAAGGAAAAUUGUAUAUAAAUGAAAGAUCUUAGUAAAAAAAUGGGAAUAAAAUGCAACCUCUAUGUCUAAAUAAGUUCUAUUUGAUUUUUAACUGAAAUUUUUGAAGAAAUUAAAGCAACACAAC